GAAGGACUGGUAAUUAUUUCGCUUCACUGUUUCUGUUCCGGAGUCUGAGCGGUUGGUUUUUCGGGAGGGAAACUUUACAAGGUUUAACGAGAUUCGAGCUCGAUUAAUUCAUUUCGCUUUAUUAUCGAAGCCAGUACAGCCACACUGAGAGGAGUCUGAAAAUCAUGUCAGGCAUUGCACUAAGCCGGCUUGCCCAGGAGCGCAAGGCAUGGCGGAAGGACCAUCCAUUUGGAUUUGUAGCCGUACCAACAAAAAAUCCAGAUUUAACCAUGAAUCUCAUGAACUGGGAAUGUGCAAUUCCAGGGAAAAAAGGGACUCCGUGGGAAGGAGGUUUGUUCAAACUGCGCAUGUUGUUUAAGGACGACUAUCCUUCUUCACCUCCAAAAUGUAAAUUUGAACCUCCACUCUUCCAUCCAAAUGUGUAUCCAUCAGGCACAGUAUGCCUAUCUAUUCUAGAGGAGGACAAGGACUGGAGACCAGCCAUCACAAUAAAGCAGAUCUUAUUAGGUAUCCAGGAACUCCUAAACGAGCCCAAUAUCCAGGAUCCAGCCCAAGCAGAGGCUUACACAAUCUACUGCCAAAACAGAGUAGAAUAUGAAAAAAGAGUUCGAGCACAAGCCAAAAAGUACUCUCCCCCGUAAGAGGCGAAGACUGGCUCGGCUGCGGCAGAAGGAAUGGGUUUAACGAGAAUCACCUCCCCGCUCGGUCUCUCGAUGAAUGUGCUCCUCUCACAUCAGGACUCGCUUAAAGACUUUCUAUUUAAACUCCACACAUUCUGUGCCAUCCCUUCUCCUUUCACAUCUCAACUUUUUUCUUAAUUGCCCGUUGGCGUUAUGCUGAGAGGGGACGGGUGCUUUGGCAGCACCCAGGUCAUUUCUUCUAAAACAUUGUCUUAUGUGGUGUGAGGGACAGCCUCCGAUCCAUCGACUCCAUGCAAGCUGGCUGUCAUCCGUGUCCAUGGAAAAUUUAAAUAAACAAAGUCUUUGUUUUAUUUUACUCUUUCACAGGGUCCCUUCCUUUUUGAUUUCCUUUUAUUUUCCAUAAAUUUAAUGUAAAAUUGGCUUCUUUCAUUGUCAGUAUUUGAACUGCUGUAUAAUGAAUGGCACUUUUCUACCGUUGUAUCUCCCUAGUGUCUAGAUGGCUCUGUCUCAUUUUCUUUCCCAGUAUUUUCUAUUCAGCAUGCUGUAAUAUACUAUAGAAUCUGCUGCCUUGGCUGUCUUUUUGUUAUUCAGAGUGUUUGCUAUGGAUUCAAUGAAAAUAGCCACAGUGACUGAGGCAGGUAGGCUUAUACUUCUGUACUUCAGACUUUAAGGUUAUAUGGUGCUUUGUCAUGUAUGUGUUGGCUUAAUAAAACUUUCUACAAAAUGUA
Molecule: messenger RNA, 1369 nt
Organism: Nothobranchius furzeri (turquoise killifish)
Lineage: Eukaryota; Metazoa; Chordata; Actinopteri; Cyprinodontiformes; Nothobranchiidae
Gene: ube2ib
Product: ubiquitin-conjugating enzyme E2Ib
Biological process (GO): protein sumoylation
Cellular component (GO): nucleus
Molecular function (GO): SUMO conjugating enzyme activity
Source: RefSeq, a predicted model, not a curated record